AUGAACAGCAGCAACGGCGCAAGCAGGAAGAAGGUUGGAAAAAAUGGCGGAACAGCCAAAGGAAGUGAAGAAAAUGUUAAAGACAGUGGAAGUGUAGGCGAGGAGAAUUGUUGCGAUAGUAGCAAUGAGUUGGAGCAGAAUGGAAAUGAAAAGAGCCAAGCCAAGUGCGUGACAAGUGUGAAGAAGGAGAAGGAAGAGGAUAACAUGACUAAUAAGGGUGAUGAGUUAAACCUGGAGGAGGGAAAUCAGGAUGAUAAUAAUCAGAAGGAUGAUAAAGAGGAGGACAAGAAAAAGAAAAAAAAAAAUAAUAAGCUUCCGAACACGGAUGACGUAGACAACGGUAGUGGCGCCGCGAGGAAGAACCAAUGCGUGGAAGAAGGAAGCGUCGAAAAGGGAAAGGCCGAAGAGGACAGCAAUGCGUCUGCCAUCACGAAUAAUGACAACGUUAGCAGUGUUGGCGGUGGUAGCGUAAAGGGUGGCACUGCCCAGGGUCAUGGAAAAGGCGUGAAGGAGAAGAAGCUUGGGAACAAAUCGGAUAAGAGUGACCCCUCCGGCAGUAGUGCCUACUACGGCAAUUUCAAUACAAACAAUGACUGGAGGAGUGGCAAAAAUAACAGUAACGGUAACCAUGGUGGUAACGUGGAUAGCGGGAAGAACAACGGGGUGGUGUACCAGUACGCGAAAGGAAACAACGUGAACGGUGAACACCCAGCGGCUGCCAAGGAUGCGAAUAAAAAACGAAACUUUGUCAAAGGGGAGGGUAAGAACUUUGAUGGGGGAUACAACGGAGGACCCAACAACGGCAACGGCAACGCCAACAACGGAAAUGUGGGUAACUACCCAGGUAAGGGUAACUACAAGUAUGAUUAUAAGGGUGGUAAGAAUAAUUAUAACAUAAAGGGGGGGAAGAAUUACAAAGGGCCGCCACCCAGUAUGCUCAACAGCAACGUUACUGCAGGUAUGAGCAGCAAUAUGGGUGGAAAUUUCAGCGGCAACGGAAAUGGUAGCGGAAAUGGCAACGCAAACACUAGUGGAAGCAUAAACAGCAACAGUCACAAUAGCAGUUCAUUAACCUACGAUGGGUUCAACAACCAUAACAGUAGUAACAACCCCAAUGAAGGAAUCAUGAUGGAUCCCAUGAAUAAUAUGGUAAUGUACAGUAAUAGCAACCCCAAUUAUAAUUACCUGCCUAAUUAUGGCUGCAAUUAUCCUUAUAGUUAUUACGUGGAUGAUAGUGAGGGUAAGAAUGUGGAGUUAUCUAAUUAUUAUUCGUCCAGCAAAAUGUACGGCGGAGCGUCGUCUUCCGGUGGGGGAGGUGGUGCCGGCACGGGCAGUAGUGCAGGAGGUGCUAGUGGAGUUACUAAUGCAGCUACUAAUGGAGCUACUAAUGGUGCUACUAAUGGUGCUACUAAUGGUGGUGCGUCUGGGACAACCCCCCCUGCAGCCACGUCUGGAGCAUCCUCCGUCGCUACAGCAGGGGCAGUCGGACCGGACGGUUAUAACGAUGGUAGUUAUGAUGCCCGCUUUAACUACAACAACAUGGUGAACGACUUCUACAAUUAUCUCCCCUUCAAUUAUUAUUACUACAAUAUGAAUAGCAUGUACUUUGGCGGAUCGAACUACAACCCUAAUGCACACAACGUCUACCAUGACAGUUUGAAAAAUAGGAGGAAUAAGAAGUACCUAUAUGAGAAGAAUAAGAAGAAAAAUUACAAAAAUAUGACCUCGUCUAAUAUGUACAGCGAAAUAAAAAACAGAGUGAUUGAAAUAUUCAAAAGGGAAAACAUAAUGACGGAUGAUUAUUUGUUAUACUUUAUGUAUAAUAAUGUGAAGCUUAGCAUAGAUGUGAUUGCCAAACAUCCGUAUAUAUCACCGCUCGUUAAUAGCAACGUGCAAAACAAUACAACCAUUUUGGCCAACGUGCUAAACGACUUGAAGUGCAUCAACUUGGGGAAGAAGGAAGAGGAGGGUUCUGUUGAAGAGACGGAAAAAGGGGAAGCAGAGGCGGACGUUGCCACGUUGCAGGUGGCCAGUCCACAACAAGUUGUCUCUGCCGAUGGGAAGGGAAGCAGCAUUAAUGGUAGUGCCAGUCAUGUGGGAGUGAAUGACACAUCGUCGGCACAGGAGGGGGAAGAUCCCGUUAAAGGUGAAGGGGAUAAGAAAGUAGUCUCACCAACAGUAGAUGCCAUCAAGGCGGAAUGUUCUUCACUUAAGAGGGAGGACAACGUGUUGGAGUCCGACGUGACAGAUGCAGCAGGAAGAGGUAAAAGUAACGAUAACGCUGCUAAAGGUGGCACAGUCGAUUUGGCCAGCAACAACGCAAAGAUCCCCUUCGAAGAGGACAACAAAAACUUCUUACUCAAUUUGAACAAUAAAAGAAACGUAAUAAUCAUUAGAGAUAUUAAUUCGCACUACACCAACACGGUUAAAAGUAUCGUGCUGAGCAGCCCCGAUAUCCAACCUACGGACGUUCUAAAUAUUAGGAACGACGUGAAUAACACCAUUUUCAUCACCCUGAGGAAUGAAAAGAAGACGGAGUCCCUAGCGCAGUAUUUAAAAACCAAAUCCGUGAACGAUAAGAAGCUAAACGUGCGAAUUAAGACCACACAGAGGAUACAGAACAUUAUAGAGAACAACAUUUUCAAGUCGGGUACCGUCGUAGGGGGCAGUAACAGUGUCAGUGGGGGAAACCACAACGGUGGCAGCAACACGAACGCAUCCGUCAUCGGAACGAACGGAAGAGGUGUUAUGAACGGGGUGAGUGGUGCCAGUAUGAAUGGAGGAAGUACACAUGGCGGUAGUGUGGCAGGUACUGGUGUUGGCACUGGAUCCAUCUCAGGAGUUGUUGGAGCGCACAAUUCGACCUCCUCCAAUGUUGUGCCACCCAUGGCUUCUUCCACCUCCACUGGUGCUGGUGGGUCCACCACCACAAACAACGCAGCAACGGCCACCUCAAACGGCAGCAUCGCAGGAACAACCGGUGGCAGUCAUUUAAAUAUGAUGCCCGGUGCAGGAAUACCCAUAGGACCAAAGCAAUACAUGAAUUUUAACAACAUGUAUUAUUUGCCCAACGCGAUGAAUGGCUAUGACGGUAAUAUUUAUGGACACUGUGGGUCAGCCAGUAAUGCUCCUUCGAACUUUGAUGCAUAUAUGAAUUAUUACAACUAUGGGAUGAACAACGCAGCGUAUAACAUGUACCCAAAUGUAAAUUUUUGUGAUUCCUUCGGUGGAGGGUACAACAUGUAUUCGAAUGCAUAUGGUCCGUUGAACGAAAUGAAGAACAAGCACAGUUACAAUAACAACAAAGGGGGUAAAUACUCCAGGGGAGGUGGAGGUGGUGACGGGAACAAUAUGGGAAGAAUCAGUGACAACAAUUUUAACAAUGCCGCUAUGGCGGGUUCAGUUGGUGCGGGAGCAUCCCAGGGAGGGGCAGGCGGAGCAACUAAUAACGCGACGGGCUAUUUUACCAAUCCGUAUAGUAAUUACAAUAACGUUUUUAGUAACAUGUACGGAAAUAAUAUGUACGGCAAUAUCAUGCACGGAAAUAACAUGCACGGCAGUGUGUACCAUGACGGAGGAGGAAACAAUAAGGGGGACAAGUAUAUGGAUGACGGGAGGAAAUACCAUCAUGCGGAUGGACUGAAUGAGAAGGGAGUAGGAUCGACCAAUGGUUCAGGGACAACACACCACCAUAAUCGAAUGAACAAAGGUGUGAAGGAUGCCGAUAGUGGAAAAGGUGGUAUAAACGCAGCAGGCACGGGGAACAGCGCGAAUAGUAAGAACAACCGGGCAGGUGCCAACGAAAACGGAGCCAACGCAGGGAAGAACAACAGAAGUAGAAGCAGCAGCAACUGUAACAGCAGCACGUACAAUGGAAAUAACAACAAUAACAACAACAACAGCGGAAACAAUAACGGCCACGGGGCGAGCAGCAACAGCAACGGGAGUGGAAACAACAGGAGUGGUACAAAUGGAAGUAGUGGCAACGGUGCAGCCAACACAAGCAACCAUGGAAGUAACGGUGGGAGCAAUGCAAAUGGAGGAAGUGGGGGAAGUGCAGGGAGCGGCAACAACUGCAGCAGUAAUAAUAAAAGCGCCAUGAAGACCAACGGUGAGUACAGCAAGAAUGGUAACAAACUCCUCACGAACAACAACAAGCUUAAUAAAAAGGACCCCCUAAUGGCGUAUGACAGUAACGGUAAUAACAGCGUGGUGGCGAAAAAUGAAAACAAAGCGCUUGAAAAGAAGAGUGGAAAAAAUUAUUAUAAUAAAAAAAACAGCGCAAGGAAAAGCGGUGACAAAAAGAGCGAGAACAAGAAGAAGGACGACUCCGCUGCUGUGUCUACAGAUUUGGGCAGCAACGAGGUAGCCAAAAUGAAGGACGAGAGGAAGAAACCGCUCGAUAGGAGCGAAUCUUGCGAAGUGAAUGAAACGGAGGAAGGGCACCCCCUCACGCACAGCGAUUUCGAAAAUGACGCCAGCGCAGAGAAGAACAAUGAGGACAGUAAUCAUAAUGAGGAGGAACAUGGAAAAUGCACCGAAGUUGAAAAUGGGGAAGAAGGCAACAACCCAAAUGAUGAUCAAAACGUGGAGAAAAAAAAUAGGAAGGACUCUCAUGCAAAAAGUGAGCAGCCUGGUAGCACUGAUUGCAAGGACCACUCCAACAGAGUGUCCCCAAGAAUGGGCCCUGCGAAGAAAAAUUUCGCCAACAAAAUUGCCUCUAAUAAAGACAAAGGUGCAGUCAACUCGGACGAGAAGAAAGCCCCAAAGAAUAAAAACAAAGUGGAGGACGCUAAUGUAAAUGGUGGCAUUGUCAACGGAGGCAUCGCAUCCAAUGAAAACAAUCCCAGUGGCAACACGCAAAAUAGGAAGAAGUACUCCUAUGUGGACAUUAUGGAUUCGUGCAAAAAACUAACCAACGUUGAUGCCCCUCCUGAGUGUAUAGACAAACUGAUGAAGGAGAAUGUCUCCCUGUUUAGGAAACGCGACGAUCAGUUCUGUUGGAAGUUGAACGUUUUUUAA
Molecule: messenger RNA, 5022 nt
Organism: Plasmodium coatneyi
Lineage: Eukaryota; Apicomplexa; Aconoidasida; Haemosporida; Plasmodiidae
Product: Erythrocyte membrane protein
Exons: 2
Coding region: 1-5022 (1673 amino acids)
Source: RefSeq, a predicted model, not a curated record